AUGCCAUUCCUUCCUUUCUUUCUUUAUUUAUUUAUUUCCUUCUUUCUUUCUGUUUACGUCUUAUACACUUCUUUCUUUCAUUAUUUUUACGCCUCAUACACUUCUUUCUUUCUUUUUCUUUCUUUCUUUUUCUUGCUUUCUUUCUUUUUCUUGCUUUCUUUCUUUUUUACGUUUUAUACACUUCUUUCUUUCUUUCUUUCUUUCUUUCUUUCUUUCUUUCUUUCUUUCUUUCCCAGGUCACACGUCAUUCUCCAUGGUUUUCUUUCUCAUGCUACUCUUGAUUUUCUUCUUACAGUUUAUUUCUUUUCUCUUCUCUCUCUCUCUCUUUCUCUUUCUCUGUCGUUUCUGCCACCACUACAACAACUACGACGACACUUUAUCGAUGGCAUGCACAUCUUUAUCGUUAUAACCUCUACCACGGCACCAACAUCACAUAUCCUCAUUUUAUCUUUUUAUUACAACUUUCUUUCUCCAAAUUCUUCAUUUUUCCUCCUAUAUUCUUUUUUUUAUUAA
Acanthosepion pharaonis is the source of this 513-nucleotide messenger RNA. NCBI's taxonomy places the organism in Eukaryota, Metazoa, Mollusca, Cephalopoda, Sepiida, Sepiidae. The record is from the annotation of a GenBank genome assembly.